CUUCCCGGAUCAUUGGAGAUGGGGCCAAUUCUACAGUCCUUCUGGUCUCCGUUUCAGGCAGUGUGGUGCUAGUGGUCAUUCUCAUUGGAGCUUUUGUCAUCAGCAGGAGGCGAAGUAAAUACAGUAAAGCAAAACAGGAGGCAGAUGAAGAGAAGCACUUGAGUCAAGGUGUUAGAACGUAUGUGGAUCCCUUCACAUACGAAGAUCCCAACCAAGCAGUUCGAGAAUUUGCCAAAGAAAUCGACGCAUCCUGCAUUAAGAUUGAAAAAGUCAUAGGAGUUGGUGAAUUCGGCGAAGUAUGCAGUGGGCGUCUAAAAGUGCCUGGCAAGAGAGAGAUCUGUGUGGCCAUCAAGACUUUGAAAGCUGGUUAUACAGACAAACAGAGAAGGGACUUCCUAAGUGAGGCCAGCAUCAUGGGACAGUUUGACCACCCGAACAUCAUUCACUUGGAAGGCGUCGUCACCAAAUGUAAACCAGUAAUGAUCAUAACAGAGUACAUGGAGAAUGGUUCCUUGGACGCAUUCCUCAGGAAGAAUGAUGGCCGAUUUACAGUCAUUCAGCUGGUGGGCAUGCUUCGUGGCAUUGGGUCUGGGAUGAAGUAUUUAUCUGAUAUGAGCUAUGUGCAUCGAGAUCUGGCUGCCAGGAACAUUCUGGUAAACAGCAACUUGGUCUGCAAAGUGUCCGAUUUUGGCAUGUCCCGAGUACUUGAGGAUGACCCUGAAGCAGCUUAUACCACGAGGGGUGGCAAGAUUCCUAUCCGGUGGACUGCGCCAGAAGCAAUUGCCUAUCGUAAAUUCACAUCAGCGAGUGAUGUAUGGAGCUAUGGAAUCGUUAUGUGGGAAGUGAUGUCGUACGGAGAGAGACCCUAUUGGGAUAUGUCCAAUCAAGACGUGAUUAAAGCCAUUGAGGAAGGCUAUCGGCUACCUCCUCCAAUGGACUGCCCCAUUGCACUCCACCAGCUGAUGCUAGACUGCUGGCAGAAGGAGAGAAGCGACAGGCCUAAAUUUGGGCAGAUUGUCAACAUGUUGGACAAACUCAUCCGCAAUCCCAACAGCUUGAAGAGAACGGGGACCGAGAGCUCCAGGCCCAACACUGCCUUGUUGGAUCCAAGCUCUCCUGAGUUCUCUGCCGUAGUAUCAGUGGGCGAUUGGCUCCAGGCCAUUAAAAUGGACCGGUAUAAGGAUAACUUCACAGCUGCUGGUUAUACCACACUAGAGGCGGUGGUACACAUGAACCAGGAUGACCUGGCAAGAAUUGGCAUCACAGCCAUCACGCACCAGAAUAAGAUUUUGAGCAGCUUCCAGGCCAUGCGAACCCAAAUGCAGCAGAUACACGGCCGCAUGGUUCCUGUCUGAGCCAGUACUGAAUAAACUCAAAACUCUUGAAAUUAGUUUACCUCAUCCAUGCACUUUAAUUGAAGAACUGCACUUUUUUUACUUCGUCUCCGCCCUCUGAAAAUAAGGGAAAAAAAAAAAUCUGCAGUGUUGCUUGGUGUACAGAUUGCAGAAACUGGUGCGCCUCACGGAAAUGACAUCUUGUCAUUGGAAUAAGACCUGGAACAAAUUGUUUCUCAGAAGUGCUUCUGUAAAAUACAUGUACCUGUAUAAAUAGAACAUCACCUCUGAGUUCCAAUGCUGUAUUUGCUGCCAGACACUGAGUUUCUCUGAGACACCUUUGCUCCUCUCUCCAUUUGAAAUGACGACUGUAGCAUUUUAUGUGUGGAAUAACUAGCAGCCGUUCCUCUUUCACUGGAAUGAAGACCAUGCCCUGGAACGUUUUUGAAGGACUCCGUUGUGGCUUUUAGGGCUUGGUUCACACCAUGGAAAGAACCUAGGCGAAACCAUGUGGCUCCCUUCGUGCUCUGCGGAAGCGUGGCUCAGCCCGCCUGGUGGACCGCUAUUACUAUGGGGGGCUGGAAAGGAAAGAAACAUGGGUUAUUAAAAACAAAAAAAAACCCAGCACCAGUUCCCCCCUAACUGGACAAAUGAGGCCUAUUUCUUUGGGCCUGAGGUUGUGCCAUAUAAAAUCUUGUUUUGGGACUCUACAAACUUAUUGUAACUACCUUAUGGAUAGUGGGCUGUGACAAUCUUAAAUAGGGAACUUUCUUGUGUCUCCCCAUUAAAGGAGCAACCCCAAAUCUAAAAGGUAAGUUGAAGGAACCAGCAAUGGAUCUUUCUCCAACAGACACUUUUUUGUUUUUAAUUUGACCUGAUUUGAGGUACUGAGCAGUAAGCGUUUUUUCAUCUCUGUUAAAUGUAUCAGAUCAAGGUUAAAAUUCCUCAACAGCCCCAGUGGUUGGCACUACCAGACUCCCUGUUGGGGCUGAAGCCGUUCUCUCCUGCCCCCUCUUACAUGCUUGCAUGUUAUCCAGAAAAAUCUAUCUUGUGUGUUUUCCAGAAAAAUUUGCCUUAUACCUGCUGGUUAUACCUCUUUAGAAGGAGUGCUAUCUGUAAAUAAAAAAACAAUCAACCAG
Messenger RNA from Loxodonta africana (African savanna elephant), 2473 nucleotides. RefSeq names its product EPH receptor A4 (gene EPHA4). The record is from RefSeq and is a predicted model, not a curated record. NCBI's taxonomy places the organism in Eukaryota, Metazoa, Chordata, Mammalia, Proboscidea, Elephantidae. The transcript has 10 exons. The coding region runs from base 414 to 1355 and encodes 313 amino acids. Gene Ontology annotation, cellular component: dendrite; plasma membrane. Gene Ontology annotation, biological process: protein phosphorylation; axon guidance; ephrin receptor signaling pathway. Gene Ontology annotation, molecular function: ATP binding; protein binding; transmembrane-ephrin receptor activity.